This is a messenger RNA of Malania oleifera, 1299 nucleotides long. RefSeq lists its product as uncharacterized. The record is from RefSeq and is a predicted model, not a curated record. Gene Ontology annotation, molecular function: small ribosomal subunit rRNA binding; structural constituent of ribosome. NCBI's taxonomy places the organism in Eukaryota, Viridiplantae, Streptophyta, Magnoliopsida, Santalales, Ximeniaceae. The transcript has 6 exons. The coding region runs from base 342 to 1157 and encodes 271 amino acids. Gene Ontology annotation, cellular component: mitochondrial small ribosomal subunit; ribosome. Gene Ontology annotation, biological process: translation.
UAUCAAUGUGGGCUGAAUAGCAAUAUGCCAUUCAGACUAGCAAAUUCCUUUUUUUUUUUUUCUCCAAUAAUACACCCCUCAAUUUCGAAAUGUAGACUAAUUUGUAAUUUUAUUUUUAUUAUACUAAUUUUUUAAAUAUAUUUUGCUUGCGACGCCUACUGUGGUCGAGUUGGGUUCUUCACCGGAUUCUGAAUGAUUGUGGUCGAGUUGAGUUCUUCGAGCUUCGGGUUUAGGGUUACACUGUUCUUCGAUUGGGUUUUGACCUGCGAUCGUUGGGCGAGUUGAGCUCCUAACUCAGAUAUCUGAGUCUGCUCGAGCGUUGUUCCUUCAACUCUGUGGAAAUGAAACUCAUACGUGUUGUAGUGCGGUCUGUUAAUGAUUGUUUAACGCAUCAAUUCCAGCGGCUUCAGAUGCAUAGAAGUUUCUCUACAGUUUUGCCUGGAAAUGGCACCAAUGACAACCGAAGCACUAACUCGUUUGAAUCUGUUGAAGACUUUGAGCAUCGAAUUUUUAGUGAUAUUUCUGGGAAUAGUUCAAAGUCUGAUGCCUUUUAUAAAAAACUUGAUAGGCUUGAGAAGGCUCAUGACAGAUCUAAUUUUGGUUCCAAAUUGAAUAGAGGAAACAGAUCUGACUUUUUGGAUGGUCUAGAUGAGAGCUUCACUACUCUAUCGGAUGGAAUGGAUGGGAAGUUGAAGAAAGCAGCCACGUACUUCGAAUAUAAUCCAGAGGAAAUGCUACAAGACAAUUAUUCAUUUAGACCAGAUAUGACUUUCUGGCCCGGAAAUACUUAUGACACAAAGGACCUUGAUCUUAGAAAACCAGUAGUACGAAAACCUCCCCCUGUGAGGCAGUUUGAAGUAACUACAGAGGAGGUUCUAAGAAAAGCUGAUUUCAGGAAUGUCAGGUUCCUUGCCAACUUUAUAACAGAGGCUGGCAUUAUCAUAAAAAGGAGCAAGACUGGGAUUAGUGCGAAGGCCCAGAGGAAGGUUGCAAGGGAGAUCAAAACAGCCCGAGCUUUUGGUCUAAUGCCAUUCACAACGAUGGGGACAAAACAUUUUGUUUUUGGAUCAACAAUGGAAAGCCGUGAUGCGGAUUUUGAAUAUGAUAGUUUCAAAGUUGCAGAUGCAGAAGGAGAUGAGGAUCCUCUUGGAUCUUAGAAGUCUUUUUUUUUAUUUUUUGGGUUCAUCCCCUGCCUGGAAUAGAACUUUGCAUAAAUUAACAUGCUUUUUAAUACACAGCUGUCUGAGAGACCAUCUUUUUUAGGAACAAAAUUUAAUAAGAAAAAUUUUGCUGAGAAAA